AUCCAUUUUACUAUCUUAUCGAGAAACUUCCUCGUAUUUUUUUUUUCAAAAACAGUGAAAAAAAUAAAAAAAAUAAAGGAAGGACGGUUGGGUUGUUUACGCUUAACGCGGCACGCUUAGAAUCCACAGACACGAUUGAAGAUUCCUGCCCUCCUUCGGGGACAAAUUCUAAUAUAGAUUGUAUUAUUAUCUCCUAAAAGCAAUCCCACAGCGCCACCAACGACCAUCGUUUUUAACAUAUCGCGGCCUUACGGCGGUGAUGUGGGUCGAUUGGGACAAUACUCCUCAAGAACCGCAGCAGCCGGAGCAAGAUUGUAACGUCAAUUACGACUUUCUUUCUCUUCUUUCCAAGCCCAAGGAUUAUUAUAAGAUAUUGGAAGUGGAUUACGAUGCUACGGAAGAUGCUAUUCGCUCAAAUUACAUCCGUCUUGCACUGAAAUGGCAUCCAGAUAAGCAAAAGGACGAUGGGAAUAGCGCCACUUCAAGAUUUCAAGAGAUAAACGAGGCCUACCGGGUUCUCAGUGAUCCAGUCGAACGGAGAGAAUAUGAUAAGAAGAGGAUGUUGCAUGUGUAUGACUAUGACAUAAUUGACUACCUGAACCGUUACAAAGGACUUAUAUUAACAUGUAAUGGUCUCGGGAUUAGGCAAUCUAUUUGGUAGGCCUAAGCAGGAGGAAUUGAGGUCUCUUCUUUAUAUUUGUCACAAUGCUUGAAUUGAGCAGCCCAGAUUUGUUGAUAAUGCGAACAGCGCAGUCGAUGACGAGGACAAGCUUGGAUUUAUUACAAGUUUAUGUUAUACAAGGGUUGUGUAUAGUGAGCUAGAGAAAUUUAAAACAUCAUCUGUAACAUCUUAUGCUUGUCCAUCUUAUGAGGGCAUGACCAACUGUCCAAUGCAUGCUUGUUAAUUCAGUAGUAGCAAACACUAGCAUCUUUUGUGAUGAA
Molecule: messenger RNA, 942 nt
Organism: Durio zibethinus
Lineage: Eukaryota; Viridiplantae; Streptophyta; Magnoliopsida; Malvales; Malvaceae
Cellular component (GO): cytoplasm; nucleus
Source: RefSeq, a predicted model, not a curated record